Messenger RNA from Morchella importuna, 1104 nucleotides. RefSeq lists its product as uncharacterized. Lineage: Eukaryota; Fungi; Ascomycota; Pezizomycetes; Pezizales; Morchellaceae. The coding region runs from base 1 to 1104 and encodes 367 amino acids. The transcript has 3 exons. The record is from RefSeq and is a predicted model, not a curated record.
AUGGUUCAUUCAAGCUCUAUAUUCUUGGCUCUUGCCUCCUCUGCCCUUGUUACUGCACGUAUUUGCAUCGAUACCGACGUCUGCCUCAAGGUCACCACUCAAAAUGCGCAGUUUUCGUUUCCUACGCUCAAGACAAACGAGCAGGCUGCUGAUCUUCAAUUCCAAUUCGCACUUCGUGAUCAGGAAGCUGUGCAACCGACUGGCUAUGAAACAGUCACUGGAAAUUACACCAUAAAUGCCCGUUUCUGUACUCCCGAUACUCCCGGUGCCAAUUCCAAGACUAUCCAAAUCCUUACCCAUGGGAUCGGUUUUGACAAGAAUUACUGGGACCCAGAAGUCUCUAGGAGCAACUAUUCUUAUGUCGACACUGCUCUCGCGGCUGGAUAUUCCACCUUCUUUUACGACCGUCUGGGAAAUGGCAAAUCAUCCAAGCCAAACCCCAACACCCACGUCCAGUCUUUUGUCGAACUGGAAAUCCUGACACAACUCACCACCUUUAUCCGUGAGGACGCUAUCGGCCUCGGAAUCACCCCGGAGAAAGUUAUCCAUGUGGGCCACUCGUAUGGCUCUAUCUUGUCCAACCGCUUGGCAGUCGACACCCCUGAAUUGUCUGACGGACUCAUUCUCACCGGGUACGGGCAUAACUUCAAGUGGAUGCAGGCCUCCCUCGUUGCAUGGGGCUUCGAGAUCGCAAGGCUGCAGGACCCUGUGAGAUUUGCAGACUUUGCAAGUGAGUACAUCACCUGGGCAACCAAAUGGUCGAACCAAUUCUUCUUCUUGAAGUACCCCUUCUUCUCGACCGAGGCUUUGGACUACGCGGAGGAGGAGAAGGGACCCGUUGGACUCGGAACGCUAUGGACUAUCGGCAUGGGUGAUUUUGUGGCCUCUGGUUUUGAGAAGCCGGUUUUGAUCAUCACCGGUCAAUACGAUCUUCCCUUCUGUGGUGGGAACUGCACUGGGGUCUUGGAAUCUAGUGAACCGUACUUCCCAAACUCGACGUUGAGUAUUGUGACGCACCCAGAUGCUGGGCAUGGUAUCAAUUUGCAAUUCAAUGCGCAGGAUGCAUAUAAAACUAUUCUUGACUUCUUGGAGGAAAACUUGUAG